AUGCGACGCAAAUAUAUUCAAACACCCGGCAGUUUGACUGAUACACGUAAUAUGCCACCAACAACCGGCAAUUUAACUAAUCCACAUUUGCGUUUUUCACAUGCUCCACAACCCGGCACUGUGACUCAUAUACAUUUAUCACCAACACCUACUAAUACACAUCAUAUAAACUUAUCACCUACCCCA
This is a messenger RNA of Dentiscutata erythropus, 186 nucleotides long. Lineage: Eukaryota; Fungi; Glomeromycota; Glomeromycetes; Diversisporales; Gigasporaceae. The record is from the annotation of a GenBank genome assembly.